This is a messenger RNA of Penicillium bovifimosum, 1152 nucleotides long. RefSeq lists its product as uncharacterized. NCBI's taxonomy places the organism in Eukaryota, Fungi, Ascomycota, Eurotiomycetes, Eurotiales, Aspergillaceae. Bases 1 to 1152 code for a protein of 383 amino acids. The transcript is spliced from 4 exons. The record is from RefSeq and is a predicted model, not a curated record.
AUGCCCCAAUUAUUCUGCUGCACAGCCCUCCACCAACUGGCGAUAACCUCACCCCAAAACCCAACCCUAAAAGAAUUCACAAAAUGGGCCACAACACCAACACCAACAUAUCCUCCCACUAUUUCAUUCACCGCAGAACCAAACUCCUACACCCAGUUCACCAGUCAGCUGAACGGAUCCACAGAAUACAUCCGCUGCUUCACAGCGACGGAUUCCACCAACUUCGAAGAGACAUCCGAAGCAAGACCAGCGCGAUCAAAGCGUGUUGCACACGAGAGACUGCGGUGUAAGCGUCAUGAACGAGUUUUCGAGAUUAGCGUUUACGAGUUCGGCUCCGAGACAGGAUCGAAGUUGCGGAAGAAUAUCGCGAAGGUAGUUGGGAGGAUUGAAAAUGCGGUUAGACGGAGGGGCAGAUCUGUGUCUCGGUCUGGAUCUAGUUCGGCUUACCGAUCUAGUUCCGCGUACGGGUACCGGAAUGGGAUGCCAUAUGGGUCUGAAUCUGGGCUUGGGCAUGGAGGUGGCUGCAGAUGUCAGACGUUGAGUCGUCCUGUUGAGAGGACUACUAUGAUAGUUGCUGAGCCGGAGGAUUGUGGGUCUGAUAGUAGUUAUUCUGACCAGGAGUGUGAGGUGAUGGGUGAAGUGGGUGAGGAUGGUGGUGAUGGAGACUCUGGAGAUCAGGCCGCGUCGUCUAUGUCGAGUCUUGAUGUUGACUCAGAACAAGAUUAUACCGGAGAGGAAGAGAUGGUGUCGCCUUUACCUCCAUCUGGGGAAGAGAUUGCUCUGGGCGCCGGACUCGUCGUCGAACGGAACCUCGAGCUCGUGUUCGAGGCCAUUCUAGCGGAACAGCCCGUCUCUUGGGAUGAGAUACCCGGCCCUUCAGUGCCUCUAUCUCGGCACGCAUUCCACGAUCUGUCUGUCGUGGUGGACAAGAGUCUCUCGAAGGACAUCGCCCACAAAGCUCGUCGGAAAAGCGGGGACAUCGAUGCCCUCAGCGGGGUUCACGAUGUUGUAGCGGGGGCCGUGGCGCUAAUUGCGGCUGGAGUUGGAGCUCGCGCCUGUGCAGUUCGCGAGGAACGCGAUUAUCCCAGCUCUCGUGGUUUGAAAUCAUCCAACUCUCGCUCCGACGAUGAACUUUCCUCCGACGUGGAAUAG